Messenger RNA from Adineta steineri, 1926 nucleotides. NCBI's taxonomy places the organism in Eukaryota, Metazoa, Rotifera, Eurotatoria, Adinetida, Adinetidae. The record is from the annotation of a GenBank genome assembly.
AUGUUCAUUCUAGAAGCAACUACUCAAUUAUCUUUUUGGGGACCAAUUGUGUUCUUUUGUAUUGGAGUUCCAGCAGCCUUAUUUAAUAUAAUUAUUUUUAUCGGAUUCAAAACAUUUCGAAAAUCGCCCAGUGCUUAUUAUGUUGUCGGUCAAUCAUUACUCGAUGUAAGUGUUUUAUUACUUGUUCUUCUUCCAGUCAUAUCAUCAGUAUCUACGUCUGUCUCUUCAACAGUAUGCAAAUUGGGGCUCUUCUUAGCUCAAGUAACAGUGUCUGGUGCCAUGAGUUUUCUUUGCUUGACUGCAUUCGAUCGUUGGGCAUGUACAUCUAGAUCAGCUAGAAUACGUCGAUUAAAUUCAAAUCGUAUUGCACGGUAUCUUGGUUUAUUUACAUUUCUUUUUUGGUCAUUCGUGAAUAUUCCUUAUCUUAUUUUUUGUGAUUUAAUCCCACCAACAUACGUUUGUUUUUCAACGAAUGAUGUUUUUACAAAAAUUGUCUUUUAUUUUCUUGCUCCUAUUUUCUCUACUGUUUUUCCUUUGCUCGUCUUAAUUAUAUUUAUUGUUCUUACACAUCGAAAUAUUCGUCUUAUCGCUCAUAUACAUGAUCAACAGCAACCUGUUAGAACUCGCUCAUCAAUGUGGGAACAACAAAUGACGAGAAUGAUGGUUGCUCAAACUAUUUUAAGUAUAUUCUGUACACUUCCUCGAGCUAUCUUUUAUACUUAUUCUGCAAUUACACUUGAACAGAAUGCAACAAAAAGUUUUAAUCAAAUUUCGAUUGAACUUCUGGUCGAUCAAUUGACAAUAUCUAUUAUGUCUAUAAAUUUUGUUUCAUCAUUUUAUAUUUAUUUUCUCUUUUCACCACGUCUUCGACAAACAAUCAAAAUACAUCUAAAAAGUCUAUGCCAUUUGACACCUAAUCAAGUUGUUCCCAUCGACAAUUCUCUUACUAUUGCACAAAAUCUCCCAUCUACAACUCCUCAAAUAAACAAUGAAACAACCCUCUUUAUCUGGCCUGGUCUUCAACCAUGGGGACACGAUUUCGAGCCGAUCGGAAAUGGAGUUCUCCAACCCGUAUUGACAUAUGGAUCAUCAUGUGCACCAAAUCAAAAUGGUAUUGAUCCUUACCAAUGGUGGAUAUCGGCUCAGUAUGUGAAUACUGAUGGGAAUAAGACGGGCUUCAUGGGCUGCUUUGGAGGAGAUGUGAUGACUGUGAAUGAAGGUGAUACAUUAAGGAUCGAGAUGGUGAAACUAGCAACAAGUGGGACUUGGAAUCAGACUGUUCUUAAUCUUAGCAAUAAUAAGACGGUAUGGUUUACAAUGGAUUUGGGAAAACAAGCGCAAGGGCGCCAAUUUCUUAUUGCAAUUGUCUGUAUCAAUGGUGUCAUAGUUGGAUCUAUUUUUAAUGUAUCAUUGUUAUCAUCUUCAAAUACAAUUCUUCUAAUGAAUAAUUCAUGUACUAAUUGUAUUUGUAUGACGAUCUUAUCACAAAACACUCAAGGUCUUAAUUGUUUUCCUAAUCAAUCUUGUUUAUUUUUUUAUAACUACACAUUUCUAAAUACUCUCGAAAUAUCUUCAACUUCAAGCUUUCAUUUUCUUAGUUUACCUCCCGAACAAGAAACGUCAACAGACGAAUCAAGUCAAACAACACAAAUAACAACAGCUACUACUUCAAUCAUAGACAAUCCAUGGAUAUGUUCAAAUAUGACUGUCUUACAACAAAAAGAUAUGCCUGGUAAUGAUAUGGCUAAUGAACAACCAAAAACUUACACAGAAUGUUGUAUUUGGUGCUUGUCGACGUCUGGAUGUCGUGGAUUUGUAUGGGGUUGGCCAAAUAAUACGAGUUCUUUUCAGCAAUCUCAUUGUUGGUUGAAAAGCAUACUUGUUGCUCCAACUAGUCUCGCGCAAUUUACCAGUGUUCACUUCUAA